This is a messenger RNA of Solanum stenotomum, 2155 nucleotides long. RefSeq lists its product as uncharacterized. The transcript is spliced from 13 exons. Gene Ontology annotation, molecular function: ribosome binding; GTP binding. The record is from RefSeq and is a predicted model, not a curated record. Gene Ontology annotation, cellular component: cytoplasm. NCBI's taxonomy places the organism in Eukaryota, Viridiplantae, Streptophyta, Magnoliopsida, Solanales, Solanaceae. The coding region runs from base 44 to 1687 and encodes 547 amino acids.
AAUAGAAUACGGCAUAAUAUCCACACAAAAAAUCCCUUUGAUCAUGAGUUUAUGCUUCUGCUCCAAUUUGAAACCAUCCAUUCUCUUCCCGGAGUCCGAUUUCCGAUGGGUUCAGACCCGUACCCGACCCGUUUCCUUCACUAAGCUAAUCCAAAUAAAGUACAGUUACCGUGGAUGCAUUAAAGCAGUCGGAGAAGAAAUCGGAGUUCUAUCGCCGGACGACAGCUUAUCGGUGCGAAAUCCGGUAAUUGAAGAGGAAACAGUUCCGGAAACUGAGGUUAAUGAAGUAGAAAAUGGAGUUGCUAGUGUUGUAGCUGAAGAAAAAGCUCAAACUUGGAUAAGUAAGAGUGAGAACAAGGAAAAAUUGGAUGAGGAAGAUGAAAACGCUAGUAGAUUCAAGCUACGUAAUGGUAGAGAGGUUUUUGAAGAGAAAGCCUACCUAGUGGGUGUUGCGUGCAAAGGUGAUACAGAAGAUUCAUUUGGUAUAGAGGAGUCACUCAAGGAAUUGGCUCAGCUGGCUGAUACUGCUGGACUACUGGUUGUUGAUUCUACAUAUCAGAAGCUAUCUUCUCCCAAUCCGAGGACUUACAUAGGAUCUGGAAAGGUUUCAGAAAUCAAAAGCGCAAUUCGUGCAUUUGAUGUUGAGACUGUUAUAUUUGAUGAUGAACUUUCACCAGGACAAUUGCGUAAUUUGGAGAAGGCUUUUGGUGGAGAUGUUAGAGUGUGUGAUCGCACUGCUCUCAUACUGGAUAUUUUCAACCAGCGUGCAGCAACCCGUGAAGCAUCUUUACAGGUGUCAUUGGCACAAAUGGAAUACCAAUUACCACGGCUAACCCGUAUGUGGACUCACCUUGAGCGUCAAGCUGGAGGGCAGGUCAAGGGUAUGGGUGAAAAACAGAUCGAAGUAGACAAGAGAAUUUUACGUACUCAAAUUGGUGUACUAAAAAAAGAGCUAGAAUCUGUUCGGAAGCAUCGAAAACAAUACAGGAACCGUCGUGUCUCUGUACCUGUCCCUGUUGUAUCUUUGGUUGGAUACACAAAUGCCGGAAAAAGUACACUUCUUAACCAGUUGACUGGGGCUGAUGUUCUUGCGGAGGACCGAUUAUUCGCUACACUUGAUCCUACUACAAGAAGGGUGCAGAUGAAGAAUGGGAAGGAGUUUCUGCUUACAGAUACAGUUGGCUUCAUCCAAAAAUUACCGACAACUCUGGUUGCAGCCUUUAGGGCAACACUUGAAGAAAUCGCUGAGUCUUCAAUUUUAGUGCAUGUGGUGGACAUCAGUCACCCACUCGCAGAGCAACAGAUAGAAGCUGUGGAGAAAGUUCUUUCAGAACUGGAUACAUCAUCAAUUCCAAAGUUGAUGUUGUGGAACAAGGUUGAUAAAGCUGAAGAUCCAGAGAAAAUCAAGUUAGAAGCCAAGACGAGAAACGAUGUGGUUUGCAUUUCUGCUUUAACUGGUGAAGGGUUGGAUGAAUUCUGCAACGAAAUCCAGAAUAGACUAAAGGAUGCAAUGGUAUGGGUGGAAGCCUUGAUCCCAUUUGAUAAAGGGGAACUCCUCAGUACGAUACAUCAAGUUGGAAUGGUUGAGAGAACUGAAUACACUGAGAAAGGAACUCUGGUGAGAGCACAUGUUCCCCUCCGAUUUGCAAGGCUUCUAACUCCUAUGAGGCAAAUGUGUGUAUCAUAAUUGCUUCAAGUCACCAAAAUACAUAUACUUGAAGGGCAAUAACACAAGCACAUCAUGAUUACGGCCAGCAUAAAUUGAAACUUAAGAUGAAUGUGAAACUCCCAACACAAGAAUCUCCAGAUUGUGGCUUCUGACAAAUAUGCAUAACAGUAGUAAACAAGAAUCACUAGAAGUCGUCCAUCUCCUCACAUCAGCAGUCCGUUGACUGAAGAAAAAGCCGGCAUGCUUGUUCAAAGGAAUUUGUGCUAGACUGGUAUACAUUAUUUGUACUUCUGUUCUCACUAACUGCUGCUUCUGUAAAUAGAAAUAUCUCGUCACACGUAACUACUUUGUUAGACUGUUCCUUCUCCCCAUUGUACAAAUUGACCUAAUAUUCCUAAACAGUUGAUCGCGUGACAUGCACAGUUUGACCUGGUUUGUCUACGUGAGCUGUAUGAGAAUGUUCUGUUUUAUCAGCAAGAUGAUUUU